Molecule: messenger RNA, 297 nt
Organism: Symbiodinium natans
Lineage: Eukaryota; Dinophyceae; Suessiales; Symbiodiniaceae
Source: the annotation of a GenBank genome assembly
AUGCCGAUUCUGCUCCGGUCCUGCUGCGAAUACGAGGCAUACUUGGGUGAGGAGUCCGUGGAGAGAUCCAUCCUGGCCCUGACCACUCAGUUCGACCUUGUGGCGAUCACUGAGAGACUGAGUGAAGGACUGGUGACCCUCGGCCGCAUGUAUGGACUUUCGGCCUCUGAAAUCGCGGCCAUUGGUCGCCGCGUCGGCCACAAGAACGAGGGCAGCAGGCGGGGGAGACAGGGUUUUUCAGGGUUUCAGUCCCUGAACCCUAAAACCCAAACCCUAAACCUAAACCCUAAACCCUAA